Messenger RNA from Lindgomyces ingoldianus, 726 nucleotides. RefSeq lists its product as uncharacterized. NCBI's taxonomy places the organism in Eukaryota, Fungi, Ascomycota, Dothideomycetes, Pleosporales, Lindgomycetaceae. The transcript has 2 exons. The coding region runs from base 1 to 726 and encodes 241 amino acids. The record is from RefSeq and is a predicted model, not a curated record.
AUGAAGUCUCUCGUCCUAUCCGCCGCUGCCGUCCUGGGUGCGGCCUCCGCCCUCCCAGCUCCUCAAUCUGACCCCAUCCGCAUCCUUCCAUCAUGGUGGAAAUUCGAUAUCAUCGCUCUCAGAGGCCCCGGCUGCCCCGACUUCAACACGACUGCAGUCUAUAGCACUCGUCCAACAUAUGGUUCGAACACGGUUGACGGUAGCGAGAUAUACUACUGGCAUUUCGCAUACCCACACAUGAAAGCAUCUGUCGGAAGAGACGCAAGUGAGACUAGUACCUGGUGUGAGACGACGUUGAAGUACAGCGAACUGAAGGAUCGGGAGGGGAAAGAGCUGAGCGGGGACUAUAGAUUGAAGUUGCAUAAGAAUGGAACAGAAGUUCUCGCUACAUAUGACCUCGAGGAAGGCGUGACGGCAAAGUGGAAAUUCACUUACUACCCAGAGGAUAUGGAUGAGGUUGUCGAUGAGAUCACCGUUAAUGGUCCAUAUAACACAUCUGCAUACGGAGAGAUUGUGCAAUCGCCUGUGCGGAAGAAUUCGGAGAGGUGGGCGCUACCGAAGUGCGGAGCGGGUACGAUUAAGUAUAAGACUCAGCUUAAGGUCACAGCUAAGAAGCAGGGCGCGAAGGGGACGGUAAGCAGCGAGGCUGUGGAGUAUAAGGGCGAAAAGGGCCUCUAUGGUGUACAGCAGGGUGUUAGUUAUGAUUGGGAGAAGUGUGCGAAAUAA